AUGGAGGAGAUGACUUCUAAAAUUCGUCGUUGGUGGUGGGCAAGCAAAGAGAAGGGACGUGGUUGGGCUAUGCUCCUUUGGGAUAAUCUUUUUUUAUCAAAAGGUAUAGGUGGAAUUGGAUUCAGAGACCUUCGGCUAUUUAACUUCGCCCUACUUGGUUGGCAAGUAUGGAGGCUCAUCCCGCAUAGGGACACUUUUUUCUUUCGUGUUCUUAGCUUGAAAUAUUUUGCUGAAGGUGAUUUAUUCCAUCCCAAAAAGAUUGAUAAACUUUCCUUUACUUGGUCAAGCAUUUUGGAGGCUACAAGAGCUCUUAAAGGGGCUUGGCUGGCAUGUGGGGGAAUUUGGCUUGACAAUGACAAAUUGGGCUUUGAGGGUCUUGAUUGA
Gossypium arboreum is the source of this 384-nucleotide messenger RNA. RefSeq lists its product as uncharacterized. The transcript has a single exon. Lineage: Eukaryota; Viridiplantae; Streptophyta; Magnoliopsida; Malvales; Malvaceae. Bases 1 to 384 code for a protein of 127 amino acids. The record is from RefSeq and is a predicted model, not a curated record.